GAGCACGUUAGAGGUCAGCGGACGCGUUCAUUCCACCUUGUCCGUAUCUGCAACCACCGGGACACUGUCGAUUCGCAGCACCUUCUUCGUUCCAAAUGCGAUCACAACUUCCACUCAAUCUACUUCCUCCGGUUGAACACCAGUCCGAAUCCACUCUGAAUCCCACCUCUGACGUUCCUGCUGCUGAAGCGAGUCAGACGAAGGUUGACGGCGCCUCGUUCGACUUUGACACAGUUGCGGGGUGCCUUCUAGAGGAUAAACAGUGCAAUUCUGGAGCUCUUCUCAGUUCUUCGUCAACAUCCCCAUUGUUAUCUCCCCUUGGGAUCCAAGCACGUGCAACAUGCACCGUCCCCACGAUUGCCGAGAACACGCUGCCCCCAAUGAACGGUUUGCCCAAUGGGCUCGAAGAUGCUGCAGUCUACGCUACAAACAAAGCGCAAAACACCAGCAUGUCUGUAACAGCCAGCGGACCCUGGUUCACUUCGGACCACGUGACCACGUGCAGUAGCCAGUACGGAGGUAUCAUUACUGCUUUGGAAUCUGUGAACUGGAAUACUCUUCCAUCUACUCGCCCGUGGUUCCAUGCGCACCAUCAAAACGCAUCGCAUACCACUGGUGUGGAUCUUACUGGAACAUCCGACACCGGUAUGCAGCGAAUUGAUCAAGCCUCUACAAGUACUGGACAGUUCUGGCCCGCGUGGGCUUUUCCGGUUCCUACGGACACUCCUGGCUACGGUGUUGAUGGCGAUCGAUUUUCCGGAUGUAGUGGAGUUGAGGGAGAUGGAGAAGAGGAAGGGACAGAUGAUGACGAAGAAGCCGUUUGCUCAUCUUCACAUACAGCUGCUUUGUAUGGGGACAGUGAUCUAGUCACUAGCUGGGUCACGGACUACCGUAGAAUGGACUCUAAAUUAUUGGCACUUCAGAAUGAACAUAUUUCAACCCACUAUGAUGCGAACCUAAUCAGCGGCUUUGACAUCGGAAGCCACCAGUGUGUGCGGUGCGGCCGCAGUAACCCGGAUCCAUGGGCCUGGAAGUUGGACCCAAGAUGCGGAAUGAUGCUAUGCAUCGAGUGCACUCGACAUCGGCCGGAGAAGCGCAACGAAAUCACCGAUCAGAGACAUCCUGGCUCUCUGCGACAGGUUUACUCCAUGAGUGCAGGGACUGGAACUACUCAAGCACUCAAAUGUCAUGGAUUCGAUCAUACGCAUCCAGGACCACAAGCUACCUUCAGCCAAAAUAGACAAACACCAUUGAGGAGUCCGCAUUUAGAUACCACAGGUGUCUGUUUCGGAUCUGAACCUACUCAGCAGAGCUACCCUGCUGGAGCUGCUGCGUGUGAUAUGCAAUAUAGGAACAUUUUUCUUGGUACGGCGAAAGGGACGAACAAAGAACCAUGCUCGCGGAGUAUAUCUUCGGUUGCAAAUCCAUUUGAAAAGUUGAUGAACCACGAAAGUUAUAUGCAGUCUUCAAGCCCGUAUGCUGCUGGACCCUCGUCCAGAGGAGGCGCCGCAACUUCCUUUGGCGUCCCUUCGCACCACAGACACACGGAGUUUAUGAGGUACCAUCCGACACAAUGUACCCGCUUCGAUCAGCUGUUGGGAGCCGCCAGUGCAGACCAUAUGCGUUCCACGGAAGCACGUUUAAGUAUUCCCGCCUCUGCACCUUGCAACUGGAGUUGGAAUCCGAAGCUGUCACUAAGACUGUUCAAUAAUAUGCGUUUGCCUGACGCAGAGCGAAAUGGUGAAAGCUCCAGUUUAGUCGAAGCGAUAUCCGGAUUUCCGGAUACAUCCAGAUCACCGUGGGAUGCUGUAUCACACAGGCGAUCUGAUACUACUAUACGCGAGCGUCGGGGACCCAAAUCUGGGAUACAGUUUCCUCAGUUUGAACCCAGCCUGAUGAAUUUGAAUCAAUCGAUCAGGCGAUCGGGACAGGUUUGUGUCAACUGCGCAACAUCUUCCACCACACUGUGGCGGCGUAAUGCAGAUGGAGAUCCGGUGUGCAACGCAUGCGGUCUGUACUUUAAGCUGCACAAGGUAGGUGAUGAUGAGCGAAUGUCUCAAUUGCUUUUCAUGAAAAUCUUUUUAUCGUCUCUGCUUAGAAGUACAUUGGCGAACAUAACAUGCUGUCUUCGAUUUCAUCUGCAUCCAUACUUGGUAACCACUUGGUGACGUUGCAUAACAACAGCAGGGAACGACCUCACUGCACUGGAGUUCGUAUUCCGUCUGUAUUUAUUAGUUCUUUAUAGAAUUUUUUCUAUGCUAUGCGAGAACUGGAACUCGGCGCCAGCACUGUUUUUAUGGUCGUUUUCCAAAUAUUGUGCGAAAAGCGUAGCCAGAUGAAGGGUUACCUAAAGGAAGUGAGGCGAACCUUGGGUAAAAAUAUUGGAGAUACCCCAAAACUCUUUUAGUGUACUGAGCAUACGACCUUACAAACAUUUUGAGAGAAUUCUCGAACUGCAGAAAGAAGACAUGCAGCUUCACUUGGCAGGAUAAUACAUUCGAGUGCGGCUACGGUGGGGCGCAUGUCUGGAACUGGAGGGUGGUGUGGGCAGCAAAACAAACGAGCAAAUCCACAAAUGGCUACGGGCACAUUUACCAUAGUUUCGCAAACAAGAACGAAACAAAGCUAUCACAAUCAGCAUCCUCUGUCUCAAGAAGAAGGGCGAAGUCUGCGAAUCAAUGGGAUUUUCCCUGCCUAGCUACUCUUUCGCGUAUGUGUUACUUGGUUUAGCGUUUUCCUAGGUCACUUAGGCUAGUUAUCAAGACAUUUGCCAACAGAUUAUCCCUAUAUUAUUUUUAAACAAAAAUACACUAAUGGCACACCAUUUUGUGACAUACUACUCUGUAGUUAGUGCACAGUUUACCAACAACAGUUUGGAAACUAAAUAACUCUAGCCCAAAAUGUGUGAUGCAUAGCGGAAGUUCAUCAUACACCAUCAUUAUACACGUCAGCUAGAGGUGGGAAACACCUCAGCUACUAUGCCGCCAUAC
Molecule: messenger RNA, 2990 nt
Organism: Dicrocoelium dendriticum
Lineage: Eukaryota; Metazoa; Platyhelminthes; Trematoda; Plagiorchiida; Dicrocoeliidae
Source: the annotation of a GenBank genome assembly